Molecule: messenger RNA, 2150 nt
Organism: Acanthopagrus latus (yellowfin seabream)
Lineage: Eukaryota; Metazoa; Chordata; Actinopteri; Spariformes; Sparidae
Gene: idh3g
Product: isocitrate dehydrogenase (NAD(+)) 3 non-catalytic subunit gamma
Exons: 13
Coding region: 8-1255 (415 amino acids)
Biological process (GO): isocitrate metabolic process; tricarboxylic acid cycle
Cellular component (GO): mitochondrion
Molecular function (GO): NAD binding; magnesium ion binding; oxidoreductase activity, acting on the CH-OH group of donors, NAD or NADP as acceptor
Source: RefSeq, a predicted model, not a curated record
UAUAUAGAUGGAGCGAGCACAACCGCUCCUCCUCGUGCACGCGACCACUUGCUUCACCAUCAAGAUGGCUGCCCACAGUGCUGUGCUCUCGAUGUCUAAAAUCAUAAAUCCCUUCUGGGGUGGACGCCUUGGGAAUACGGUUAAAGUAUUUGGAACAACUCUGACGAGUCACAGGAAUAAGACCUUACUUGCAAGAGAAAAUAUACCGCCUCCGGCAAAGUAUGGAGGCAGACACACUGUGACCCUCAUACCUGGAGAUGGAAUCGGUCCAGAGCUGCUGAACCAUGUCAGAGAGGUUUUCAGGUUCAGUUGUGUUCCGGUGGACUUUGAGGUGGUGAAUGUCAACUCUGCUCUGGAGACUGAUGAUGACAUGAAUAAUGCCAUCACUGCCAUCCGUCGUAAUGGAAUUGCUCUCAAAGGUAACAUAGAAACCAAACACACCAUGGCGCCAUCUGUCAAAUCCAGGAACAAUCUCCUCCGCACAAGCUUAGACCUCUAUGCGAAUGUGAUGCACUGCCAGUCCCUUCCUGGAGUUCAGACUCGCCACAAGAACAUUGACAUCAUGAUCAUCAGAGAGAACACAGAGGGAGAGUACAGCAAUCUGGAGCACGAGAGUGUAUCAGGUGUAGUGGAGAGUCUCAAGAUCAUCACCAGGAACAACUCCCUCAGGAUCGCUGACUAUGCCUUCAAAUUGGCCAAAGAGAAAGGCCGUCGUAGGGUCACUGCUGUACACAAGGCCAACAUCAUGAAGCUCGGUGAUGGCUUGUUCCUGCAGUGUUGCAGAGAAGUGGCCUCUGGUUACCCAGACAUCACAUUUGACAGCAUGAUCGUGGACAACACCACCAUGCAGCUGGUGUCCAAGCCCCAUCAGUUCGAUGUGAUGGUGAUGCCCAAUCUGUACGGGAACGUUGUGAGCAAUGUGUGUGCAGGCCUGGUGGGUGGUCCUGGCCUCGUGCCUGGGGCUAAUUAUGGCAACGCCUACGCUGUUUUUGAAACAGCAACAAGGAACACAGGGAAGAGUAUUGCAGGCAAGAACAUUGCAAACCCCACUGCCAUGCUGCUGGCCAGCUGCAUGAUGCUGGACCACCUUAAGCUUUAUGACCACGCAACAAUGAUCCGACAUGCAGUCCUCAAAACCAUGAAUGAAACCAGGUUGCACACAGCUGAUAUCGGGGGUCAGGGCACCACAUCAGAGGUGGUCCAGACCAUCAUGAGGAUCAUCCAGAGUGGAGGGCAGCUCACAACAGAGCUCUAAGCACGCACACAUAUCAGAGGUGUUAGUUUGAACAGCUCUAUGUACCUGGGACAGGUGUACGGAUUGAGAGAGGAUGUCCAUGCAUGUCGGUUACCAUAAGGUCUGUCUUCUUGCUUAUGUCAGAAGUUUUUUUGUCUUAUUCACUCAUCUUACUGACCACUUGUCUGUACAAAGGACUUUUUAUCCACACCUGUGUGUUUCACAUAUUAUCAUGACCUUGAUUUAAACAGUUUGCUUUUGAUAAAAUUCCAUUAUCACUCCUGUUAGUUAAUAAAUCCUACUGUAAGCGGAGGUUAUACUUCAUGAGUUCAUCAGGUAUACUCAGCUUAAUAAUCGCUUUUCUUACAAAUUGUUAUGAACCACAAAAAGGUGUCUCUUUUUUUGGGUCAGAAGUACACAAAAUAUCCUCAUGUGUUCAUACAUUGUCCACUCUACGCUCUUCAGUAGGGAUCAUUAUUUAUUUCCCGAACGAUGACUCUUACGUCGCAGCCUUUUUGAUCAACCAAAAUGUGCAAUUUUCAUUUAAAGCCUUCACUUCUAUUUGUCACACUGUAACUUUAAUAUCAAGUUGCCUGUUAUAUACUGUACUUUCCUGUGUGUUCACAUCAGACCAACUGUACUAUGAAAAAUAGUUUGACGUAGCUAUUACCUAUAUGCUGUAUCCUUGGUGGAGGUGUGCAUCUCCUAAAUGCUGACGCAGAACCAUCAUGCUUGUGCCAUAAUAUUCUUUUCAGCUAAGUUUGGAUCAAAUCAUAAGGAUAUACUGUUGUCUUAAAGUCUAAUGGGUCAAGAGGUAAAGGUUUGAAGCCUGAUAUGAAAAUGUGGUUGGAUAUAAAUACUGUAUAAGUACAAAUAUUAUCAAUAAAGAAAUACUCUACCUUAAGGUUUAGCUUGA